AUUACUUGCAUUAAAUUCUUGUCACAUUGUGUAUAUUGUAUUUAAAGCAAUUAUUAUUUAAAAAACAAAAUGCCACACGGACACUCGCACGGGCAUGGACAUGGCUGCAGCCACGAGGCCACCGAUAUCGACAAUGCACUGGAAAUGGGCAUCGAGUACAGUUUGUAUACAAAAAUUGACCUCGAAAAUACGGAAUGUUUGAACGAGGAGACCGAUGGCAGCGGCAAGACGGUCUUCAAGCCAUACGAAAAGCGUCUGGAUACAAGCAAGUUUGUGCAAAGCGAUGCCGAUGAAGAGCUUUUGUUUAAUAUACCAUUUACCGGCAACAUUAAGCUAAAGGGCAUCAUCAUUCGUGGCGCCAAUGAUAACUCACACCCAAAUAGAGUCAAACUCUUUAAGAAUCGACCUAAGAUGACGUUCGACGAUGCACGUGGCAAAGCGGACCAGGAGUUCGAGCUGUCGCGCGAUUUUCGCGCAGAAAUCGAAUAUUCACCCAAAGUUGUGACCUUUUCCUCGGUGCAUCAUUUGUCGCUGUAUUUUCCCAGCAAUUUCGGCGACGACAACACACGCAUCUAUUAUAUUGGUCUGCGCGGCGAGUUCACGGAGGCACAUUAUCACGGCGUCACCAUUUGCAACUACGAGGCGCGUGCCAAUGCCGCCGAUCACAAGGACAAAGUCUUCGAUGGCGUCGGACGAGCUAUACAAUAAAAGAUAUACAUCAUAUACAUAUAUAUAUAUAUUAGGCAGAGUAUUGAGAACUGAAGGGGGCGCAUAUUUUUUGUAAUACUAGCACUGUGCUUGAAAUUAAACCUGUACAGAUUCGAAAAA
Drosophila novamexicana is the source of this 828-nucleotide messenger RNA. Its product is annotated as PITH domain-containing protein GA19395. Bases 70 to 708 code for a protein of 212 amino acids. The record is from RefSeq and is a predicted model, not a curated record. Gene Ontology annotation, cellular component: nucleus. The transcript is spliced from 5 exons. NCBI's taxonomy places the organism in Eukaryota, Metazoa, Arthropoda, Insecta, Diptera, Drosophilidae.